Messenger RNA from Ailuropoda melanoleuca (giant panda), 3042 nucleotides. RefSeq names its product iroquois homeobox 1 (gene IRX1). Gene Ontology annotation, cellular component: nucleus. NCBI's taxonomy places the organism in Eukaryota, Metazoa, Chordata, Mammalia, Carnivora, Ursidae. The record is from RefSeq and is a predicted model, not a curated record. Gene Ontology annotation, molecular function: RNA polymerase II cis-regulatory region sequence-specific DNA binding; DNA-binding transcription factor activity, RNA polymerase II-specific. Bases 102 to 1439 code for a protein of 445 amino acids. Gene Ontology annotation, biological process: regulation of transcription by RNA polymerase II; neuron differentiation; cell development. The transcript has 3 exons.
AAUAAAAAUUAAAAUAAAAAAAAAACCCAAAACCCAAAACAAAACAAAAAAAACCCCUCCUCAUGAUGGUUGGAAGCUCAGUUUCUAGAGGCAGCUAGCUGAUGAGUCUGACCACCACUUCCUCUCUGGGUGGUGCAUUGGGGGCCUUCCUGUUCUCUAGCAGACAAGAGAGGCUGCCCCAGACUCUCCCAGUUUUGGGGACUCAUCUCGCUCUCUUUCUCUCUCCCCCCACACCCCUACUCCCUCUUUCUUCCCGGUGGGCUGUGUGGUUGCAGGGCUCACAGUAUGAACUGAAAGACAACCCUGGGGUGCACCCUGCCACCUUCGCUGCCCACACGGCGCCAGCCUACUACCCCUAUGGCCAGUUCCAGUACGGGGAUCCCGGGCGGCCCAAGAACGCCACGCGCGAGAGCACCAGCACGCUCAAGGCCUGGCUCAACGAGCACCGCAAGAACCCGUACCCCACCAAGGGCGAGAAGAUCAUGCUGGCCAUCAUCACCAAGAUGACCCUCACGCAGGUCUCCACCUGGUUCGCCAACGCGCGCCGGCGCCUCAAGAAGGAGAAUAAGGUGACGUGGGGCGCGCGCAGCAAGGACCAGGAGGACGGAGCCCUCUUCGGAAGCGAUACAGAGGGCGACCCCGAGAAGGCUGAGGACGACGAGGAGAUCGACCUGGAGAGCAUUGACAUCGACAAAAUCGACGAGCAUGACGGCGACCAGAGCAACGAGGACGAAGAGGACAAGGCCGAGGCGGCACGAGCGCCGGCGGCACCUACAGCCCUUACUCGGGACCAGGGCUCGCCGCUGGCAGCCGCCGACGCGCUCAAGUCCCAGGACUCGCCCCUGGGCCUGGUCAAGGAAGUCCCGGAGCCCGGCAGCACGCGCCUACUGAGUCCUGGCGCCGCGUCGGGUGGCCUGCAGGGCGCGCCGCACAGCAAGCCCAAGAUCUGGUCCUUGGCCGAAACGGCCACGAGCCCCGACGGCGCGCCCAAGGCCUCGCCGCCGCCUCCCGCCAGCCAUCCCGGCGCGCAUGGGCCCCCUGCGGGCACGCCGCUGCAACACCCCGCCUUCCUGCCCAGCCACGGACUGUACACCUGCCACAUCGGCAAAUUCUCCAACUGGACCAACGGCGCAUUCCUCGCGCAGGGCUCCCUGCUCAACAUGCGCUCCUUCCUGGGCGUUGGCGCGCCCCACGCCGCGCCCCACGGCCCGCACCUGCCUGCGCCGCCGCCGCAGCCGCCAGUCCCCGUUGCCACGGGGGUUCUCCAUGGUGACAAGGCCUCUGCUCGAAGCAGCCCCGCUCUCCCAGAGAGAGACCUCGUCCCCAGGCCAGACUCGCCGGCACAGCAGUUAAAAUCGCCCUUCCAGCCUGUGCGCGACAACUCGCUGGCCCCGCAGGAGGGAGCGCCGCGGAUCCUAGCAGCCCUCCCGUCGGCCUGAUUCAGGGUCAUCUUUUACUUUUGCGGGGGGAGGGGGGAGGAAUUCGGGAGGGAGGGGAUGAGGGAGGAAUUAGGACAAAUAUUCAGACUGGUGUAAAGGACAAAUAUGGCCACGAAGUCAGUGACUCCCAUCCAUCGCUUUCUGCAGAAAGGGGCUGUCCCUGCCCGAGCUCGAGUCCAGGCAGCCUGGCCUCUGCCCAGGGCUCUGGUGGUUAUCACCAGCUCCGGUUGAUUAUCGGCUCGGCAAAUGCCCCACGUGCUUGUGUCUCUUUUUUUCUUCCUUCUUUCUGUAUAUAGAGUGAUUUCAGAUUGUAAAUAGCGCGUCAGCGAACUUGUCUAAAUCAUAUAUUUUUGUCUAAUAAACUAAAUGAAAUAAUGCCCACUGCUCCCGCUGCUGUGUGUGGCUGGGUGCCCGCAGGCGUGUCCGAAUCCUGCAAUGCUGGCAGGGCCAGGUGCCCCCGGCUUUGCGGAAGAGAGGUUCCUUGGGGAGUUUCCACUGCAGGGGAGGCCGGUGUUGCUCACAGUCUUUUGGUGGCUGGUGAAUUUGUUAAUAACACUAGGGCAGUUUCUUGUAGGCAGUUUAAUUCUUUCCAACCCUUACACAUUUAUCUGGGGGCACGCCUUUCUCAGGACAUAAAUGAGUUCGAUUUUCAGCAGUUUAUAAAACGAUUUCUUAAAGUGGACAACAACGGGGGGGAAAUGAAAAGAAUUUCCAAUUAUGUCCCCAAAGGAGAACUUAGGAUUUGAAAUGAAUUUAUAACUUGUCUCAACAGUGCAUCCUGACGUGGGGUCGUUUCGUGGGUAGAGUGAAGACAUAAUGGAGUAUGAAAUUUUGGCUUUGAAUGUAUUUUUUAGUUACUUGGUUAAAUCAAACGUGGAGAGAGGUUGGAAGGCUCUUUUAAACUGUCGUGAUGGGUGGACAGAGAUGCAGCCCUGGAGUUCUCUGGGCUUGUGAGGGUAGCCUUGCGGGGUGACAAAGAGGGGUGGAGACUUUGGUCUCCCAGGGACCCCCCCUUUAAACUCAUGAGCUCUGGACUGGGCACACUGAGAGAGCGGAGGAAAAAUAAACCUCUGAUGGCAGGGUCUGGGAGGUAUGGCUGGGAGCUAUGGUAGGACAAUGCAGGACGUAGCUGGCCUCCGAUGGGAUGCGCUUGGGUGGGAAAUGGCCCAGGACCCUGGGGAAUCACCGCGGUCUGGGUUUUGGGCCUCCGGGGCGGCGAUCAGAGCGGAGGCGCCCUAGCAGCCUGCAUUUCAAACAGGGCACAGAUGACUUUAUGCAGAAUUCCUGAAAACUGAGAAUACAAGCAUUAACAAAACCGCCAGUGAGGCUGUGAGCUGCAGGGGAACCUGCGCAGUGGGAAAGAACCUAGCCCUGAUACAGGACAGAACCUCCCCAACCCCCCACCCUGGCCAGAUAUUCAGCACCAGCUGUCUGGGGGCUGCCAGUAGCAGCGAGGGGCGCCUCAGCCAAAGGGGAAAGUCUGGGCGCCACUGUCUUUGCCCCUGGCUCCUCUUAGGUGGGGAAGGGGUGGCUAGCGCUGAGGACGUGGGGAUGCCACCCCACCGGGGACUGACUGCCCUUUUACGGACGCCUGCGUUGUUCU